AUGCGGGGAAGUCUUGGGUGGCCCCCGGCAGUCCAGGUGGCCAGUGGGGCCAUUGCAGGGGCCAGACCAGAGAUAAUGAGAGUGGACGAGGAUGCCUCUGUCUGUCCUCAGCUGCAGUCCAUCUAUCACGAGGCCUUCUCCAGCUUUCAGGGUGUCGGUGACCUGCUCUUUAGGCCUGACUCUGCAGCUGUGAAUGCCUCCCUUGUGUUUGAGGGCCCCGCCCCGGGCCCCUCUGCCUGUGAAGUCCUCUGGACUCUGUACCGCAAAGUGAAGGCCGCAGGGAAGAUGUUGGGGAACCUGUCCCUGGAUGAGAGCAGCCUCGCCUCUGAUGGGUCCAACCUGACCGACCUGGCCCUGGAGACCAUCAGCAUCCGUCUCACGGCCAUGAGGCCCUUCCAGCCCCCGCUCCUCCUGCCUGGCUCUGCCCCCUUUGUCCUGCUGGAAAAGACGAUCCUCCGACAGGUCACGCCCGUGGUGUCAGGAUUCUAUACAGCGCAUCCCCAGGAAGACCCCCUGCUCCUCUUCAGGCUUGGCCAAUCACCUGGCCUGGAACAUAAUGGAUCCUGCUGUCCAGAAAUCCAGCAUCAUGGCCAAUGGUGCUGACGCGGAAGGCCUGCUUCGGAGUGUCCAGGUACAGAGGUGCCCCUUCCCGUGGCUGCUCCCGCCACUGAAACCACCCUCCAAACCUCUCCUCCUCCCGCCCCGCCCCCAGCCUUCCACAGUCAGUGCCUCAACCCUGACAACGAGAGCCAGAGCAGGAAGGCACCACCUGAGGUCACACAGCAAGGGGGGCUUCUUCCCUCCUAGCUCAUCCAAGGACUAGACUCCCAGGGCCGCGACAGAGGCAGGGUGGGGGGGACAGCGCCUCACCUCCCAUACCAGGGACACCAGGCGUGCUCUAACCACGGCACCCACCUCCCCCCGGAAGGUCUGGGAAACUACUCGAUACCAUCGUCAUACUCAGGUCAGGCCCUGGGGAGCGGAACAGGGCAAGAUGAAGGCCUGCAGAAGAUGCGGGCAGGGGAACAGAGCUGGCGCCCUCACACCAGCCUGACACGGUGGUGGGGCUGGAGGUAUCAUUGGUCUCAAGCCAAACUCCGGUCCUUUUGGGGUAUGGAAAACUACAUGACACGGCGCAAUCAGAAGCUGGUACAAAAGACUGCUUUUGUUUCUAGGCAGUCAUCCAGCAUGAGGAC
Balaenoptera ricei (Rice's whale) is the source of this 1196-nucleotide messenger RNA. Its product is annotated as taste receptor cell protein 1-like. Bases 1 to 603 code for a protein of 200 amino acids. The transcript is spliced from 8 exons. NCBI's taxonomy places the organism in Eukaryota, Metazoa, Chordata, Mammalia, Artiodactyla, Balaenopteridae. The record is from RefSeq and is a predicted model, not a curated record.